GCACUGAAUUACGAAAGACGAUAAAUUACAUGAGACAAUGGAAAAUCCAACUACAGCAGUUGACUCUUCUCCGCCUACUGCGACAACAAUUGCUCUUACAUCUUCAAUACCAGUCGCAACCAUAGCUCCCAUAACUCCAACGUUGGCAACAGCAGCCGCCGUCAUCGAAUCCAAGGAUGUUGCAACACCAAUUUCGACAGCUACAACUGCGGACACUCCAGUCACCGUCGUGAAGACUCUAACACCAGUAGCAACUGUCGUGGAGACUGCAGUACCACCGACAGCAACCGUGAAGGCCGCAGUACCAGCGACAACAAUCGUUCCAGUACCAGCAUCAGAAACAGUGGCAAUGCCAGUUACCGUUGUGGGGACUCCAGCGCCAGUGGCAACUCCAGUGGCUGAUGUGGAGACUCCAGCAUCAGCAGCAGAGCCAAUGGAAAUUUCAGUGGCUGUUGUGAAGAGUCCAGUGCCAGUAGCAGAGCCAGUUGCAACUCCAGUGGCUGUUGUGGAUACCCCUGUAUCAGUAGCAAAUCCAGUAUCAACUCCAGUCGCUGUUGUAGCGCCUCCAGUACCAGCAGCAGAGCCAGUUGUGACUCCAGUGGCUGUUGUGGCGAGACCAGUACCAGUAGCAGAGCCAGUAGCAGAGCCAGUGGCAGCACCAGUGCCUGCUGUGGAGACUCCAGCACCCGCAGCAGAGCCAGCGGCAACUCCAGUGGCUGCUGUGGAAACUCCAGCACCCGCAGCAGAGCCAGCGGCAACUCUAGUAACUGUUGAGGCGACUCCAGCGCUAGUAGCAGAGCCAGUGCCAACUCCAGUGGCUGCACCAGCCGCAGAUCCAGUGGCAACUCCAGUAGCUGUUGAGGCGACUCCAGUGCCAGUCACACAGCCAAUCGCAGCUCCAGUGACUGUUGAGGUGACUCCAGUAGCAGCAGCACAGCCAGUGGCAGCGUCAGUGGCAGCACCAGUGCCUGCUGUGGAGACUCCAGCACCCGCAGCAGAGCCAGCGGCAACUCCAGUGCCUGCUGUGGAAACUCCAGCACCCGCAGCAGAGCCAGCGGCAACUCCAGUAACUGUUGAGGUGACUCCAGUCGCAGCAGCAGAGCCAGCGGCAACUCCAGUGCCAGCACCAGCCGCAGAUCCAGGGGCUGUUGAGGCGACUCCGGUGCCAGUCACACAGCCAAUCGCAGCUCCAGUGGUUGUUGAGGUGACUCCAGUACCAGCAGCACAGCCAGUGGCAGCACCGGUGGCUGCUGUGGAGCUAGCGGCAACUCCAGUGGUUGUUGAAGCGACUCCAAUACCAGCAGCAGAGCCUACGGCAACUCCAGUAGCUGUUGAGCCGACUCCAGUGCCAGUAGCACAGCCAAUCACAGCUCUAGUGACUGUUGAGGUGACUCCAGUACCUGCAGCAGAGCCAGUGGCAGAUCCAGGGGCUGUUGAGGCGACUCCGGUGCCAGUCGCACAGCUAAUCGCAGCUCCAGUGGCUAUUGAGGAGACUCCAGUACCAGCAGCAGAGCCAGUGGCAGUACCAGUGGCCGCUGUGGAGACUACAGCAACAACAGCAGAGCCAGUGCCAACUCCAGUGGCUGUUGAGACGACUCCAGCGCUAGUAGCAGAACCAGUGCCAACUCCAGUGGCAGCACCAGCCGCAGAUCUAAUUGAAACUCCAGUGGCUGUUGAGGCGACUCCAGUACCAGCAGGUGAGCCAGUGGCAGAUCCAGGGGCUGUUGAGGCGACUCCGGUGCCAGUCGCACAGCUAAUCGCAGCUCCAGUGGCUAUUGAGGAGACUCCAGUACCAGCAGCAGAGCCAGUGGCAGUACCAGUGGCCGCUGUGGAGACUACAGCAACAACAGCAGAGCCAGUGCCAACUCCAGUGGCUGUUGAGACGACUCCAGUGCCAGUAGCAGAGUCAGUGGCACCUCCAGUGGCUGUUGAGGCGACUGCAGUGCCAGUAGCAGAGCCAGUGCCAACUCCAGUAGCUGUUGAGUCGACUCCAAUACCAGCAACAGAGCCAGCGGCAACUGCAGUAGCUGCUGUGGCGACUUCAGUAGCAGCAGCAGAGCCAGCGGCAACUCCAGCGGCAGCACCAGCCGCAGAUCCAGGGGCUGUUGAGGCGACUCCGGUGCCAGUCGCACAGCCAAUCGCAGCUCCAGUGGCUGGUGAGUCGACUCCAAUACCAGCAGCAGAGCCAGCGGCAGCGUCAGUGGCAGCACCAGUGGCUGCUGUGGAGCCAGCGGCAACUCCAGUGGUUGUUGAAGCGACUCCAGCGCCAAUAGAAGAGCCAGUGGCAACACCAGUGGCUGUUGAGGUGACUCCUGUACCUGCAGCAGAGCCAGUGGCAACUUCAGUACCUGCUGAGGCGACUCCAACCCCAAUAACAGAUCCAAUCGCAACUCCAGUGACUGUUGAGGCGACUCCAGUACCUGCAGCAGAGCCACUGGCAACUCCAGUGGCUGUUGAGGUGACUUCGACGCCAGUAGCAGCGUCAGUGGCAACUCCAGUGGCUGUUGAGACGACUCCAGUGCCAGUAGUAGAGCCAGUGCCAACUCCAGUGGCUGUUGAGGUGACUCCAGUACCUGCAGCAGAGCCACUGGCAACUCCAGUGGCAACAACAGUGGCUGCUGUGGAAACUCCAGCACCAGCCGCAGAUCCAGUAGCUGUUGAGGUGACUUCGACGCCAGUAGCAGCGUCAGUGGCAGCACCAGUGGCUGCUGUGGAGCCAGUGCCGACUCCAGUGGCUGUUGAGGUGACUCCUGUACCUGCAGCAGAGCCAGUGGCAACUUCAGUACCUGCUGAGGCGACUCCAACCCCAAUAACAGAUCCAAUCGCAACUCCAGUGACUGUUGAGGCGACUCCAGUACCUGCAGCAGAGCCACUGGCAACUCCAGUGGCUGUUGAGGUGACUUCGACGCCAGUAGCAGCGUCAGUGGCAACUCCAGUGGCUGUUGAGACGACUCCAGUGCCAGUAGUAGAGCCAGUGCCAACUCCAGUGGCUGUUGAGGUGACUCCAGUACCUGCAGCAGAGCCACUGGCAACUCCAGUGGCAACAACAGUGGCUGCUGUGGAAACUCCAGCACCAGCCGCAGAUCCAGUAGCUGUUGAGGUGACUUCGACGCCAGUAGCAGCGUCAGUGGCAGCACCAGUGGCUGCUGUGGAGCCAGUGCCGACUCCAGUGGCUGUUGAGGUGACUCCAGUACCUGCAGCAGAGCCAGUGGCAACUCCAGUGGCUGUUGAGGUGACUCCAGUGCCAGUAGCACAGCCAGUGCCAACUCCAGUGGCUGUUGAGGUGACUCCAGUACCUACAGCAGAGCCAGUAGCAGCUCCAGUGCCUGCUGAGGCGACUCCACAGCCAGUAGUAGAGCCAGUGGCAACUCCAGUGGCAGUUGUGGCGACUCCAGUACCUACAGCAGAGCCAGUGGCAACUCCAGUGGCUGUUGAGACGACUCCAGUGCCAGUAGCAGAGGCAGUGACACCUCCAGUGUCUGUUGAGGUGACUCCAGUACCUGCAGCAGAGCCAGUGGCAGCUCCAGAGGCUGCUGAAGUGACUCCAGCACCUGCAGCAGAGCCAGUGCCAACUCCAGUGGCUGUUGAGGUGACUCCAGUACCUACAGCAGAGCCAGUAGCAGCUCCAGUGCCUGCUGAGGCGACUCCACAGCCAGUAGUAGAGCCAGUGGCAACUCGAGUGGCAGUUGUGGCGACUCCAGUACCUACAGCAGAGCCAGUGCCAACUCCAGUGGCUGUUGAGACGACUCCAGUGCCAGUAGCAGAGGCAGUGGCACCUCCAGUGGCUGUUGAGGUGACUCCAGUACCUGCAGCAGAGCCAGUGGCAACUCCAGAGGCUGUUGAAGUGACUCCAGCACCUGCAGCAGAGCCAGUGGCAACUCCAGUGGCUGUUGGGGUGACUCCAGUGCCAGUAGCACAGCCAGUGCCAACUGCAGUGGCUGUUGAGGUGGCUCCAGUACCUACAGCAGAGCCAGUAGCAGCUCCAGUGCCUGCUGAGGCGACUCCACAGCCAGUAGUAGAGCCAGUGGCAACUCCAGUGGCAGUUGUGGCGACUCCAGUACCUACAGCAGAGCCAGUGCCAACUCCAGUGGCUGUUGAGACGACUCCAGUGCCAGUAGCAGAGCCAGUGGCACCUCCAAUGGCUGCUGUGAAGAGUCCAGUACCAGUAGCAGAGUCAGUGUCAACUCCAGGGACUGUUGAAGUGACUCCAGUACCAGUAGCAGAGUCAGUGCCCAUUCCAGUGGCUGUUGUGGAGAAUUCAGAAAACGUAGCAGAGCCAAUGGCAACUCGAGCUGUAGUUGUGGUAGCAGAGUCAAUGUCAACUCCAGUUCCUGCAGUGGUAGUCGCUGCUGUGGAGACUCCAGUUGCAGUGGCAGAUCCAGUGGAGACUCCAGAACUAGCAGCAGAGCCAGUGGCAACUCCAGUCGCGAUUGCGGAAGCUCCUGUGGCAGUAGCAGAGCUAGUGGCAACUCCAGUGGCUGCUGUAGAGACUUCGGCACCAGUAGUAGUACCAGCAGCAACUGUAGUCGCUGUUGUGGAGACUCCAGUAGCAGUGGCAAAUCCAGUGGCAACACCGGUCACUAUUGUGGAGACUCCAGCAGUAGCAAUGCCAGUUGAUAUUGGUGAUACUUCAGUUCCAGUAGCAGAGCCAGUCGCAAUUUCAGUCGCUGUUGCGGAGACUUCCGCACCAGUGGCAACUCCAGUGGCUGUUGUGACGACUUCAGUACCAAUAGUUGAACCAUUGUCAACUCUAGCGGCUGUUGUGGAUCCGGUGACAUCUCCAGUCCCAGUCGUGAAUUCAGGCUCAUCAGAUCCAGAUUGGGAUCAAUCUGCUGUUGUCCCUGUGGCAAAGAUAUUUCCGACACGUAGAGAUCUGCAUACAACAGAUGUGUCGCUGUUGGCCAUCGCAGCCACUUUGGAUGCUAUAGCAGAUAAACUUAAGGAUCAAAGAGCUCGGAACCAGGACAUUAUUGAUCGACUCUGCGAAAUAGAGAAAAUAUUGGGUGUUCCAAAAUAAUUAUGUCACUUGUAUGUAGUUCUUCCUAAAGAAAUCUGAAGAAUAAAUGUUGUUCAACCACUAAAGGCAAUUCAGCAAAAUA
Messenger RNA from Drosophila grimshawi, 5099 nucleotides. Its product is annotated as calphotin. NCBI's taxonomy places the organism in Eukaryota, Metazoa, Arthropoda, Insecta, Diptera, Drosophilidae. The record is from RefSeq and is a predicted model, not a curated record. The transcript has 2 exons. The coding region runs from base 38 to 5017 and encodes 1659 amino acids.